This is a messenger RNA of Sphenostylis stenocarpa, 1611 nucleotides long. NCBI's taxonomy places the organism in Eukaryota, Viridiplantae, Streptophyta, Magnoliopsida, Fabales, Fabaceae. The record is from the annotation of a GenBank genome assembly.
AUGCUUGUAUUUCCCAAUGGCAUACCCAAGCUGAUGACUUUCUCAUUUAUCGCCGUUUUUCGAGCCUCCCAUUACCGAACUCUUACUCAGGUAAGACUCUCUGACAAAGGGUUAAUCAUAACACCACCUGAUUCUUGGUUUGUCAAGAUAGUUUCUACCCUCUUUCUAUGCUCUAACUCUUUUGAUGACAAGUUUUUGGGUUAUUCCCGUAAGCACUUAACUCCUUCUCAUGUCUUAGAGGUUAUUAAAAGGUUUAAAAAUCCCAACUUAGCUUUCAAGUUCUUUCAGUUCACUAGGGAAAGGUUGAGUAUGUCUCAUUCAUUUUGGACUUAUAAUAUGCUUUUGAGGUCCCUUUGUCAAGCAAGUCUCCACAGCUCAGCAAAAUUGUUAUAUGAUUCUAUGAGGUGUGAUGGGCAAUUGCCUGAUUCUAGGCUUUUGGGAUUUUUGGUUUCUUCUUUUGCACUGGCUGACAGGUUUGAUGUUUCAAAGGAAUUAAUUGCUGAUGCUCAGUGCAAUGGGGUUCAAGUAAACGUGAUUGUUUAUAAUAACUUUUUGAACAUAUUGAUUAAACACAGUAAGUUAGAUGAUGCCAUUUGUUUAUUUAGGGAGCUUACAAGAACCCCUUCUUGUCUAGAAACCUUCACCUUCAACAUUUUAAUCCGGGGUUUAUGCACAGCAGGGAAAGUUGAUGAAGCUUUUGAGCUUCUCAGUGAUAUGAGAAGUUUUGGUUGUUCCCCCGACAUAGUUACAUAUAACACUCUAUUACAUGGCUUAUGUAGAAUAGAUCAGGUUGAUAGAGCACAGGGUUUGCUGAAAGAAGUUUGUUUGAAAUGUGAGUUUGCCCCUACUGUUGUUAGCUAUACAACAGUGAUAUCAGGAUACUGCAGAUUGAGUAAGAUGAAAGAGGCCUCCUUUCUUUUUGAUGAAAUGGUUAGAAUGGGUAUCAAACCUAAUGUGUUUACCUUUAGUGCCCUCGUUGACGGUUUUGUCAAGGCAGGUGACAUGGCUUCUGCACUAGGAAUGCACAAGAAGAUGCUUUUUCAUGGUUGUCCUCCCAAUGUUGUUACUUUAACUUCCUUAAUUGAUGGCUAUUGCCGAGUUGGAUGGGUGAACCAUGGCUUGGACCUAUUGCACAAAAUGGAUGCACAACAUGUUCCUGCAAAUUUAUAUACCUUCUCUGUUCUUAUCAGUGCUUUGUGCAAGAGCAAUAGACUGAAAGAAGCACGCAAUCUUUUAAGACUAUUGAAGCAGAGUGACAUUGUUCCACAGUCUUUUGUUUACAAUCCUGUCAUUGAUGGAUAUUGCAAAUCUGGGAACAUGGACGAGGCUAAUGCAAUUGUAACAGAAAUGGAAGAGAAGUGCAAGCCUGAUAAGUUGACAUUUACUAUUCUUAUUAUUGGGCAUUGUAUGAAAGGAAGAACACCUGAAGCAAUUGGUAUCUUCUACAAGAUGUUGGAAGCUGGUUCUACUCCAGACGAUGUCACAAUUAGAACAUUAAGUUCCUGUCUUUUGAAGGCUGGGAUGCCUGGUGAGGCUGCCCGCAUUAAAGAAACUAUAUCUGAGAAGCAGAACACUUUACUAAAUUCAGAUAAGUCAAUUCCUGUCCAUUAA